AUGGAUGAGGACUAUGUAUUUGUGUCGAGGCCGGAUGAGGCGCCAUCAGACUCUCAACUCAAGACGCGACACCUUGCUGAAAUCGACUGCUUUAUUGAUAAGCUCGAGCCUGCCCUGUGGCCGUUGAACUGCUUUAUACACGACAACCCAGAGCUCGGCUACAAAGAGUUCAAGACGCACGAUGCAUUGACCAAUUUUAUGAAAAGUCACUCAGGAUGGACCGUAACGCGCUCAGCGUACGGAAUGGCAACGGCGUGGGAAGCCAUCUUCGAUACUGGCCGGGCGGGGCCUGUGGUUUCAUUCAACGCAGAAAUGGAUGCACUGCCGAAUCUAGGCCACGCAUGUGGACACAACCUCAUUGCAAUGGUGUCUGUGGCUGCUGGCCUCGCAACUGCAGAAAUAGUUGACCAAGAAGGUCUUCCCGGCAAGGUCAUCAUAGUCGGCACGCCAGCAGAAGAAGGCGGCGGCGGCAAGGUCAAGCUGCUGGAAGCGGGUGCAUAUAAAAACACGGAUGUGUCCCUGAUUUCGCACCCUGGGAUCCUCAACAACAGCCCAAUGGUCAGAACUACCGCCUUUACCAGACUCGAUGUGGAAUACCACGGCAAAGCAGCACAUUCGGCCAAAAACCCGUGGCAAGGCGUCAAUGCGCUCGAUGCCAUGGUCAUUGCCUACAAUGGUAUCUCCGCGAUGCGUCAGCAAACCAGGUCAGAUGAUUUCAUCGGUGUGCAAAUUAUACAUGGUGGCGAUAGACCGAAUUAUAUUCAUGAAUAUGCGGCUGGAGCUGCGGUUCUCCGCGCGUCCACCGCGCCUCAUCUGCAUGAGCUGCAGCGCAAGGUGGAAGGCUGUUUCCGCGCCGGGGCCGAAGCCACAGGAGCGACCGCCGAGAUUCAAGUCCGGCCGGGAUACCUCGAUCACAUGCCCAAUCGCGUCCUGGCAUCGUCUUUUGCAAAGUACUGGCAUGAAAUGCCCAAUGCCCCAGAUCCGCCGCUGCCACCACCCGGGCAGUACACAUAUGUCAAGUCGAGCACGGAUCAGGGAAAUCUGAGCUAUGCCCUGCCCAGCAUGAAUGUCAGCUUUGCUAUUCCGCCGGGGCCUGAGCGUGGACAGCCGCAUAGUCCGGAUUUUGAACAGGCUUCAAAGACACGAGGGGCAUUCGAUCGCGCGAUGAGGGUGGCGAAAGCCAUGGCUGGUACGGCGAUGGACAUUUAUACGGUGCCGGGGCUGUUGCAGAAAAUGAAGGACCAGUGGAAGCGUGAUAUGAACCAGGAUCAAGACGCCUAG
Messenger RNA from Akanthomyces muscarius, 1281 nucleotides. RefSeq lists its product as uncharacterized. The transcript is spliced from 2 exons. The coding region runs from base 1 to 1281 and encodes 426 amino acids. The record is from RefSeq and is a predicted model, not a curated record. NCBI's taxonomy places the organism in Eukaryota, Fungi, Ascomycota, Sordariomycetes, Hypocreales, Cordycipitaceae. Gene Ontology annotation, molecular function: dipeptidase activity.